Molecule: messenger RNA, 924 nt
Organism: Plenodomus lingam JN3
Lineage: Eukaryota; Fungi; Ascomycota; Dothideomycetes; Pleosporales; Leptosphaeriaceae
Source: RefSeq, a predicted model, not a curated record
AUGGAUCGCAAACUUCCGCGCCAUCUCUUUUGCUUUCCUUGCGCUCAGUGGCACCUUCGCACACAGCCAGGGCUCGAAACGCUUAAACCCCACAACGUUUUGAAUCCGCUGUUCGAGUGUCCAAACAGCACCAAUGUUCACAUGCCGCCACCGCGAAUACGGAUCACCGACGGAAGGACGCUGCCCUUUGCGUUUGCCCAAUUGGCUCGACGCACUUGGGCAUACGGAAGUAAUUAUGGCAUGUCGCACCAAUCCUUGGCUAGACGGUGGAAAGAUGCAUACUCAGACUGGACCCAUGAGAGUAUGUAUCACAUUACUGAUAAAGGACAUGUUCUUAUGAGGGUACGGUCACAACACUACGUCGAGGGUGGUAUGACGGAUGCGGCAAAACGUCUGCUCCUCUUCAGCCGAGGCGAUUAUACACCCUACUUCAGUGUCUGCUCGCAUUGGAAAAACGGGGUCCUCACAUCUGUCCCCAAAUGUGCUUUGGAUCACAUCCCAUUCACCGCAGAGUCCGAAACGUACGGCAUCAGGCAAUUGCGUGCAAAGAAAGGCGUGGGCCUCGUCAGUCUCUGUAGUCGCUGCAGACCCAUGCGCCGCUGUCCUGCCUGUCCAACCGAGUACCUCUUCGAACUGAAGCUCGUGGAGGACAAGAGCGUAAAGGGUCACGGCCCAGAGCGCUUCAAGCAGGCCCUCAUUGCGACGCGUUGGAGCGACCUAGGUCCGGCGCGGAGUCCAGCAGACCCGGAAUGGUCUGCAAUAGUGGGGGAGAACACGCAGUACGAUAGUUUUGCGGAAAUUGGACGGCGGGCUAUUAGUGGCGUUUUUGAGAGUGCCUUUUCUGAUACUAUACCCGGACAGCGAGUCAUCAGCAUGAACCCGGAGAAGGUGGUCGCGAAGGAGGAUGGGGGCGACUGGUACUAG